CACACAUUCCAACCCCUCUCGCUCGCAUUCCUUUGCUCUCCCACUCCACUCCCUUGAAGGGCCCUACACACUCUUUUCAAACCCCCUUCGUUCUUUCCACUGCGCCUGGUCGCUCUGUAAUUCUCUUCUUCUCGUACUCCCUCAAUAAAACCCGGGCCUCCAACCCAUUCAUUCAUUCUUUUCCAUCCUCUCGCUACCAAAGAAAAUCCUCCCAAACCUCCUUCACCGAAACCGCUACAAAGCAUCACAUACAACAUGAAGCUUUUAGAUGCCAUCAUGACCAGCGCCGCCGCUUUGAUGGCGGUGCUGCCCAUGGUCGACGCAUUCUUCCGCAUCCCGUGUGGAGGUCCCUUGCUUCGUGAGAGGGCUGAUCCGAUCGUCAAUCCCGGUGCGGUUUCUAACCACCUUCACAACAUUGUCGGAGGCAAUGGCUUCGACUUCACCAUGACCUAUGCGAAGUCCAUCGCUGCUACCUGUACCACCUGUAAGGUUGUCCAGGACAAGAGUAACUACUGGAUCCCCGAUCUCUAUGUCCAGGCGAGAAACGGCUCUUUCCACAACGUCGGAAAUGGCGGUGCUACCAUCUACUACCUCCAGCGUAGGGAUACGCCUACUGAACAGCUUUACGCCUUCCCCGAGGGCUUCCGUAUGCUUGCCGGUGACCCCAUGCGUCGUUCGCUCAGUGGUGCGGGUAUCGAACAGAAAGGGAUUAGCUAUGCCUGUCUCGGAGGUACCACUGGAGAGACUGGCACCAUCCCCAACUCCAAGUGUCCUUACGGUCUUCGUAUUCAGAUCGUGAUGCCCAGCUGCUGGGACGGCAAGAACGUCGACUCACCGGACCACAGGUCGCACGUUGCUUACCCUAGCGACAACAACAAUGGCAAGUGCCCAUCGACCCAUCCCAAGCGCCUCGUCACACUCUUCUACGAGUUCCUUUACGACAUCAAGACAUGGGACAGCGAGUGGGUCAACGACAAGCACCCCUUCGUCCUCUCCAACGGCGACCGCGAGGGCCUCUCCCUGCACGGCGACUUCGUCUCCGGCUGGAACCCGGCGGUCCUGCAAAAGGCCAUCAACGAGUGCAACGCCGAGAGCGGCAACGUCGAGGACUGUCCGGUGCUCAAGCUUCAAGAGAACAAGGCGAUGGACGACUGCAUGGUCCCACCCUCAAUCAAGGAACAGACCGAAGGCUGGCUCCCCAAGCUCCCCGGCUGCAACCCGAUCCAGCUCGGCCCUGCGCGCGCCAUCCAGCCCCCCAACUGCGGCGCCGUCACCACCAUCGGUCCGAAGCAGACAUACUCCACGGACGUGAGCUCGAAGGGCUGGACCUACGUCGGCUGCGCUUUCGACGACCUGGGCGCGCGCACCCUCCCCUACCGCUACGCCAAGAACGAUAUGACCGUGCCAAAGUGCAUCGACCACUGCACCAGCAAGGGAUAUACCUACGCUGGACUCGAGUACGCUGAGGAGUGCUUCUGUGGCUACGCCGUGGCCCCCAGCCGCCUCACCGCCCUCAAGUGUACCAUGAAGUGUGCCGGUGAUAAAACUCAGUACUGCGGUGGACCACAAAAGCUGUCGAUUUACAAGAAGAAGUAGUAGGUUGAGCUGUAACUGAGCAUGGGUUGAUAGUUGAUCGUGUUUUCUUUCUUCAUUUUCUUCAUUUUCCUCAUUUUCUCAUUUUCAUUUGCAUUUCUCCAUUUUCUCCAUUUUAGUGCAAACGCUUCGUUUCUAGGCGCUUAGGCGGUUGGCUACUUCUUUCACGGUGUUGUUCUCCUGCUUUCACACUAUUUUUUCUCAUAUACCAUUGGGCG
Tricharina praecox is the source of this 1811-nucleotide messenger RNA. RefSeq lists its product as uncharacterized. NCBI's taxonomy places the organism in Eukaryota, Fungi, Ascomycota, Pezizomycetes, Pezizales, Pyronemataceae. The coding region runs from base 256 to 1596 and encodes 446 amino acids. The record is from RefSeq and is a predicted model, not a curated record. The transcript is spliced from 5 exons.